Molecule: messenger RNA, 5956 nt
Organism: Dipodomys spectabilis (banner-tailed kangaroo rat)
Lineage: Eukaryota; Metazoa; Chordata; Mammalia; Rodentia; Heteromyidae
Gene: Atp7b
Product: ATPase copper transporting beta
Exons: 20
Coding region: 40-4341 (1433 amino acids)
Biological process (GO): monoatomic cation transport
Cellular component (GO): membrane
Molecular function (GO): ATPase-coupled monoatomic cation transmembrane transporter activity; ATP binding; ATP hydrolysis activity
Source: RefSeq, a predicted model, not a curated record
UCGAAACCUUCUUCACCUGCUCAUCUGUGGGAACAAGGAAUGAAGCAGAAUUUUGCCUUUGACAAUAUUGGCUAUGAAGGGAGUUUGGAAGGCACUGGCUCAUCUCUGACCGCCACCAGAACGAUCAGCAUUCUGGGCAUGACUUCCCAGUCAUGUGUUAAGUCCAUUGAAAGCAGGGUUUCUAGCCUGAAAGGCAUUGUGAGCAUUAAGGUUUUGUUAGAACAAGGCUGUGCAUCAGUGACCUAUGUGCCAGCUGUCAUGAGUCUGCAACAGAUUUGCCAUCACAUUGGGGACAUGGGCUUUGAGAUCAGCAUUGCAGAAAAAAAGGCUGCCUCUUGGCCCUCCAGGUCCUCACCAGCCCAGGAGGCAGUGGUCAAGCUCCGGGUAGAGGGCAUGACCUGCCAAUCCUGUGUCAGCUCCAUUGAAAGUAAGAUCGGGAAACUGCAAGGAGUAGUGAAAGUUAAAGUCUCCCUUGGCAACCAAGAGGCAGUCAUCACUUACCAGCCUUAUCUCAUCCAACCUGAAGACCUCAGGGACCAUGUCAAUGAUAUGGGGUUUGAAGCUGCUAUCAAGAACAAAAUGGCUCCCUUAAGCCUUGGACCUAUUGAUAUUGGCCUGUUAGAAAGCACCAACCCAAAGCGGCUGACAGUUUUUGCUAACCAGAAUUUCACUAACUCUGAGGCCUUGGGAGACCAAAGAAGCCAUAUGUCUACCGUUCAACUUGGAAUCAAUGGAAUGCACUGUAAAUCUUGUGUUUUGAAUAUUGAAGGAAAUAUAGGCCAACUCUCAGGGGUUCAAAAUAUCCAAGUGUCCUUGGAGAAUAAAACUGCUCAAAUACAGUAUGACCCUUCUCAGAUCACCCCUUUGUCCCUGAAGAGGUCCAUCGAAGCACUUCCACCUGGGAACUUUCAAGUUUCUCUUCCUGAUGGAGUAGAAGGGGGUGAGCCAGAGAGAAGGUUUUCCAGUAUUUCAUCUCCUGACGCCACGCAGAGAAACCAGGCCCAAGGCACAUGCAGUACUUUGGUGCUCACCAUCACUGGAAUGACCUGUAUGUCCUGUGUACAGUCCAUUGAAGGCAUGGUUUCUCAGCGGGAAGGGGUGCAGCAAAUAUCAGUCUCUUUGGCUGAAGGAACUGGAACUAUUCUUUAUGAUCCUUCUGUAAUAAAUCCAGAAGAACUCCGAGCUACUGUAGAAGACAUGGGAUUUGAGGCAUCAGUGAUGGCUGAGAGUUAUUCUACCACCCAUCUUUCUGGAAAUCACAGUGCUGGAAAUUUCAUGCUGCCAACAACAAGCAGCACCCCUGUGCCUGUGCAGCAAGUGAUUCCUCAUGCCAGAAAGUUUUCUCAGAACAACAGUCCAGGCCACUCAUUAGAUACCCCACUACCCACCAGAUCAGCAGCCCCACAGAAGUGCUUUUUACAAAUCAAAGGCAUGACCUGUGCAUCCUGUGUGUCCAAGAUAGAAAGAAAUCUUCAGAAAGAAGCUGGUAUCGUCUCUGUAUUGGUUGCCUUGAUGUCGGGAAAGGCAGAGGUCAAGUACAACCCGGAAGUCAUCCAGCCACCCACAAUAGCUCAGCUCGUCCAGGACCUGGGCUUUAAUGCCACAGUCAUGGAGGACAAGAUCUGUUCUGAUGGUGAUAUCGAGAUGAUUAUCACAGGAAUGACCUGCGCUUCCUGUGUCCACAACAUAGAGUCCAAGCUCACCAGGACAAAUGGCAUUACCUAUGCCUCUGUGGCCCUGGCCACCAGCAAAGCCCAUGUGCAGUUUGAUCCUGAAAUCAUUGGUCCACGGGACAUUGUAAAAAUUAUUGAGGAAAUUGGCUUUCAUGCUUCCCUGGCACAGAGAAGGCCCAACGCCCAUCACUUGGAUCACAAGAUGGAAAUAAAGCAGUGGAAGAAGUCUUUCCUGUGCAGCCUGGUGUUUGGCAUCCCUGUCAUGGGCUUAAUGAUCUAUAUGUUAAUACCCAGCAAGGAUCCUCAUGAAGCCAUGGCCCUGGACCACAACAUCAUCCCAGGACUGUCCAUCCUCAAUCUUGUCUUCUUCAUCUUGUGUACCUUUGUCCAGUUCCUUGGUGGGUGGUACUUCUAUGUUCAGGCCUACAAAUCUCUCAGACACAAGUCAGCCAACAUGGAUGUGCUCAUUGUAUUGGCCACAACCAUCGCCUAUGUCUACUCCCUCAUCAUCCUGGUGGUUGCAGUUGCCGAGAAGGCUGAGAAGAGCCCUGUGACCUUCUUCGACACUCCCCCCAUGCUCUUCGUGUUCAUUGCCCUGGGCCGGUGGCUAGAACACGUGGCAAAGAGCAAAACUUCAGAAGCCCUUGCCAAACUCAUGUCCCUCCAAGCCACAGAAGCCACAGUUGUGACCCUUGGUGAGGACAACUUAAUCAUCAGAGAGGAGCAAGUACCCAUGGAGCUGGUACAGCGGGGUGACAUCAUCAAGGUCGUGCCUGGGGGCAAGUUCCCAGUGGAUGGGAAAGUUCUAGAAGGCAAUACCAUGGCUGAUGAGUCCCUUAUCACAGGAGAGGCCAUGCCUGUCACCAAGAAACCUGGAAGUGUGGUGAUUGCUGGGUCUAUAAAUGCACAUGGCUCUGUGCUGAUUAGAGCCACCCACGUGGGCAAUGACACUACUUUGGCUCAGAUUGUGAAGUUGGUAGAAGAGGCUCAGAUGUCCAAGGCACCUAUUCAGCAACUGGCUGACCGCUUUAGUGGAUAUUUUGUCCCAUUUAUCAUCAUCAUUUCAACUUUGACGUUGGUGGUAUGGAUUAUAAUCGGUUUUGUCGAUUUUGGUGUUGUUCAGAAAUACUUUCCUAACCCCAACAAGCACAUCUCACAGACUGAAGUGAUCAUCCGAUUUGCUUUCCAGACUUCAAUCACCGUGCUGUGCAUUGCCUGCCCAUGCUCCCUGGGGCUGGCCACACCCACAGCGGUCAUGGUAGGCACUGGAGUGGCUGCCCAGCAUGGCAUCCUCAUCAAAGGAGGCAAGCCUCUAGAGAUGGCACACAAGAUAAAGACUGUGAUGUUUGACAAAACUGGCACCAUUACUCAUGGGAUCCCCAGAGUCAUGCGAGUCCUUUUGCUCUCAGAUGUAGCUACACUGCCCCUCAGGAAGGUUCUGGCUGUGGUGGGCACUGCGGAGGCCAGCAGUGAGCACCCCUUGGGCGUGGCAGUCACCAAAUACUGCAAAGAAGAACUUGGAACAGAGACCAUGGGCUACUGCACAGACUUCCAGGCAGUGCCAGGCUGUGGGAUCGGCUGCAAAGUCAGCAACGUGGAAGGUAUCCUGGCCCACAGUGAGCACCAGUUAAGUGAACCAGCUGGUCACCUGAAGAGAGUUGGCAGCCUUUCUGCAGGAAAAGAUGCAGCCCCUCAGACCUUCUCUGUGCUGAUUGGAAACCGUGAAUGGAUGAGGCGCAAUGGCUUAACCAUCUCAAGUGACAUCAGUGAUGCCAUGACGGGUCAUGAGAUGAAAGGACAGACAGCCAUCCUGGUGGCUAUUGAUGGUGUGCUCUGUGGGAUGAUCGCCAUUGCAGAUGCUGUCAAAUCAGAGGCUGCCCUGGCUGUGCACACCCUGAAAAACAUGGGUGUAGAUGUGGUUCUCAUCACAGGAGACAAUCGGAAAACAGCCAGAGCCAUUGCCACCCAGGUUGGCAUCAGCAAAGUCUUUGCUGAGGUGUUACCUUCUCACAAGGUGGCUAAGGUCCAGGAGCUCCAGAACAAAGGGAAGAAAGUUGCCAUGGUGGGAGAUGGAGUGAAUGACUCCCCAGCUCUGGCUCAGGCUGAUGUGGGCAUUGCCAUUGGGACUGGCACAGAUGUUGCCAUCGAAGCAGCUGACGUCGUCCUUAUCAGAAAUGACCUCCUGGAUGUGGUAGCAAGUAUCCAUCUCUCCAAGAGGACUGUCCGGAGGAUCCGGGUCAAUCUGGUGCUGGCACUGAUUUAUAACAUGGUUGGGAUACCCAUUGCCGCAGGAGUCUUCAUGCCCAUUGGCAUUGUGUUGCAGCCAUGGAUGGGCUCAGCAGCAAUGGCAGCCUCCUCUGUGUCUGUAGUGCUCUCGUCUCUGCAGCUCAAAUGCUAUAGGAAGCCUGAUGUGGAGAGGUACGAGGCUCAGGCCCAUGGCCGCAUGAAGCCCCUGAGUGCAUCCCAGGUCAGUGUGCACGUGGGCAUGGAUGACCGGCGACGAGACUCCCCCAGAGCCAUGGCAUGGGACCAAGUCAGCUACAUCAGCCAGGUGUCUCUGUCUUCCCUGACGUCUGACAGGCCAUCUAGGCAUGGCACCGCAGCAGAGGACAGUGGGGACAAGUGGUCUCUGCUCCUUAGUAAUGGGGAUGAGGAGCAGUGCAUCUGAAAGCCAGGGGCCGGGCUCCUUCUGAGGGAUGUUGUACCCCUCCCAGGGCUGGCACAGCCCCUACUAGCAGCAAUGGGGUGGAUAAAGCACACCAUAGCCUUGGAACUUCCACUUGAUGGAUGUUCUGCUAACCCUACUGUGGCAUGUGGCCUUGCCUAGAACCCCCUGCCCAUACUAUGCCACUGGUGUGGGCAAGGCUACACCUCUCUGGGACUACAGAAGAGGAGAGGCAGUCAGUGCUCUUCUCAGAGCUCUGCUUAUAUUGUUGGGAUUGCCACCUGUGAAACAAAGCAAGAACCAGAACCUAGUUGGGCCUCUCCAGAAACCUCCCCUCAGCCUCAGCAUGGGGCUUAUUUUGACAACACCCAUGAGCUGCGUGGGUCAGAGACCACAAUUUACCUCAAGUGCACCUGUUUUCUGCUGGCAUCAUCUCUUCCUUUUCUGUCCUGCAUACUUGGCAUCCCUGACAGUGGGGAUGAUGUGCCUGCCUAUCCUCUGAGCAGCGCUCUCCCCUUGGACGUCUCUAAAUGCUCUCUGGCUUUGCACUUGUAGCCCAAGUCUGCUCCCUAGCCUGCACCUGAGAUGGAAGCUGCCACAUCCUUCUGCAUGCUGAGGAAGGUCCUUUAUGGCCAAGACCCACUGCAGUCACACAUGCUGCUGCUGAAAAGCUGAGUAAGGCCUCAGAGCCUGACCAAUCGUCCUUAUCCAGCCUCCUGUGGGGCUCAAGAUCUCAUGACCCGGAGCAUCCCGUGUGCUCCUGAGGCAGGUGUCCCAUGGGAGGUGUGUGCCUAUAAUAAACUCCUGUCACUUAGUGACAGAACCCCUGGAGCAGACCAGAAUCAUUUCACCCUAAGGUAAAACCCUGGCCUCACACACAAAACAAUUUUAGUUCUUUGUUGUGUUCACUUAUUUGCCAAGCUUUGCUCUAAUUCCCUCUUUGUCCCCUCCCCCCACAAAAUAGCAUGGCCACUACUAUUGUGUACAUUUCAGAAGCAAGGCUCAGAGAGGCUGAGCUUGGUGCCCAGAAUCACACAGCAAAUACAUAUUCCAGGUCUGUUGCUUUGAAGACCUUUCUGUGCUCUGCUGCUGCCUUAAGUGUCAAUUUGCCUGACAAGAUUAACUACAUGAAGGUUUUUUUCACUCUUGGAAGAGCAGGUCUGCCAGGUGAUAUAUUAGUUGUAUCAACUUAGAAUACAUCAGGGCAUGAUAUCUUUUCUCAUUUACAUGGUAGUUACUUCAGUUUUUACAUAUAAUGUAGUUUGUGCUGGAUUUUGGCUUCUAAAAUCCAAGUUCAGGGUUUUCUUGUGUUUUUCUUGUUUUCUGUUUUCCUGCCUUUCUCCAUCAGCCCCUUCAUAUUCUCUGUCCCCAUUCUGCCCUGUUUAUAUUCUUGUUUUGAAACUAGGCUAAUCAUUUUGUACUGAAGCUAAUUGUAAUUUUUUUAACUCCUAGGGCCAUAUCAUCAUGUUUGUAUGUGGACCUGAAAAUGUUUAUAUGAUUGUACAGAAAGUAACUUUUUAGAUAUGCAAAGUGUCAGGGAUGUGUUUGGUCAGAUAGUAGUUCCCAUGUCAAAAGACUUUCCAUGAACUAGGAGAAUAAAGUUUUAUUUUAUUCACCC